Molecule: messenger RNA, 3043 nt
Organism: Strongylocentrotus purpuratus (purple sea urchin)
Lineage: Eukaryota; Metazoa; Echinodermata; Echinoidea; Camarodonta; Strongylocentrotidae
Gene: c17orf75
Product: protein Njmu-R1
Exons: 10
Coding region: 34-1296 (420 amino acids)
Cellular component (GO): trans-Golgi network
Source: RefSeq, a predicted model, not a curated record
AGUGUUUACAGGCUAUAUAGUUUAGGUAAGACGAUGGCGACCUCCAGCGAAGUUGUCGAUUCUUCAGAAAAGGCAGUUAAAAAGACCCAAAAUGAAGCGGGGCCAUCGAGUCUAUUUGCCAUGUACACUUAUCAUGCUAACAGACCAAAUAACAACCAGGACCUCGGUCCAGAUGGAGAUAAAGAUCCAAGGAAAACUUCAGUACCUGAUUUUCUCCAGCGGGAGGCAACUUCUAACAGAGAUUUCAGUCUAUCAGUGAUAGCAACCGAUUUAAAUGCUGAGGAUGAGACGGAUCUGAGAGAGUUCAUUGCUAGGAGGUUAUCCAGAGGGACAGUCUAUGGUGGAACAGGGAACGUCAACACAGUCGACAUUGGAAGUCGUGUGAUGGCCUGCUACUACUGCCUGCUACGUCAGGGAGCACAUCCAGGCAUUGAGAGGGAGAUAGAAAGUGCCAUGGAUUCAAACUCCUUCUACACGUCUCAAGAAUGUGUCAUCUGCUUUCUCAGCUCACCUACCAGUGCUCUGGAAUUAUUCCGACCAGAAUUAGAUUUGAUCAGCGAAGGUGUACUUCCACUUCUAGAACAAAAGGGAGGCAAUUCUGCUGAGAUUCAGAGUCAUUUAGAGCACUGGUACCAGCAAGCGUCGGGCUAUGUAUGUCGCUGUGUGGAGAGACUCAAAGAAGAUGUGGCAUACCUCAUCAAUGCUGCUCUUCUUGAGAUUCGUAUGGAAGUAGUGGGUGCUGAGAGUUCACUGAAACAAGACAUAGAAAGGUUCAUGAAAGCAUGCAGCCUUUCAGACCUCUUACAGUCAUCAGAAGACAGCUCAUCACAGGUCCUCUCUGAUCCUAUCCUCAUUGACAUUGAUGAAGCAGGCAAUGCACAGACCAACGUUAGAUCACCGUCCAGGGGACCAUCCAAGAGCAGGCUGGUGUUUGAAGGGGAUUCUUAUCGUUUUGAAAACGCUGAAAAAUCUUGGUUUUGUGAGGAGUGGUCCAGCACGAUGUUGAAAGGGGGCGACACCCUAAACCCAGCAUUCCUCCGUCAGGUAAUAGAGGACUACAAGCUACACACCAUACAAGAUCUCAACACACUGAAGAGACUCAUCCGUCAGGCAGAGACAGACCACUACGCCCUCUACAGGGCGUAUGCUUUCCUUCGAGACUGUGGCUGUGGGGCCAUCUUAUUACGUCAUAUCUGGAAGGAUGAGAAUACCAUCCAAGCUAAAGACACUCAGAACGUUCUCAACGUCUUGGAAGAGUUCAUCUCGGAGACCGACAGCUCAAAUCUCGCUGCUUGAAAGACAGGUGGUGAUGUACAAAUUUAUCAGUAUUUAUAUCCUUUUAAGAAUGAAAAAAAAGUACUUAUGCUGUCAUUUAUCCUUUCAGUUCAAGCCAUAGCUCAUAGAGACUCAACAGUCAAUUCAUAAAAGUUCCAAUAACUCCCUUUCACAUACAAUCCCUGUGGAAGGGAACAGUUCCAUGGACUUGACCUAUGAAUCAGUGCACUUAUGUCCCAACUAUCUCCCUGUACUAGCUAUGUUUUAAGCAUCAUGAUCUGAUAAUUUUACCAAUUGUUUUUACCUCUUAAGCAAAAUAGAAAUCUUGCUUUUUAAAUUGUGUCUAUGAUUUAUUGCCAACUUGUUGAUCAUGAUGAUUGUAAAUAAUUUUACAGAUGUCAAAUGACAAUAUAUAUCGUAUGAGAUAAGAAUGUGUAUGUUAUUUUAGGUAUCAUUUUGAUAUAUUACAAAAUGUAUGCCAUGAUUGGAUAGUAAAUAUUCACUGCUGCUUUAGAAGAAGAAAAAAUGACAAUCAAUUGACUAUUAAGGCCCAUUGACUAAUACUCAAGUCCUUAAGGUGUACAACUACUUUACCUUCCAAUCCAUAAAUAUCUCCUAUCUUAUUUUUCAUAGACCAAUUCAUCAUUGAAUUCAAAUUGUGUGAAUAUUCUGUUUAUCUUCUCUAAAUUAAUAUCUAUUUAUAGGCUUUCCUGACAUAGUAGAUAAUGAUAUACGAUUUCUCUUGAUCCACUUCAGGUGAAAUUAUUAGACAAGUAUUAAAAAUGAGUGUAUUGUUUCAGAUUUUGGAAUGAAUUGGAAAAGGCUUGUUGAUUUACGAGAUAUAAUCUUGCCACGCAUCUUGAAUGUUAUGGUCAAACAAUAGAUGAUGUAUUUUGACAUUAGUACAUGUAUCACACGUUCUUGACCGACAGUUUCACUUCUACGUCUUGGAUCUUUAAGAUUCACUUAUUUUACUGAAUAAAGUUUUUAUUAAUGUCUAUAAGUGGGAGGAAACUCACCUACUGGUAUCGCUGAUAUCUUAAUGACAUAUAGUCAUGUCUAAAUAACAUUUAUUUAGUGAAAUGUGUUGUAUUAACCUUUGUUGAUUGUUUAAAAGAUUUGCUCAUGCCAAAUGCUUCUUUGGUUUAAGAACGAGAUUGACACAUUCGAUGUUAGUCAUACUGCAAGCCACUUUCCACUGGUAUAUACAUGUAGGGUACCCUGCAGAAGGCAAAUAAUAUAAGUGUUGACAUUACAUAUGGAGAAAAAAAAUCCCUGCUUAGAAUUGGGGAUAAAUGAAGUUUGUUGUUGUUGAUUUAUACUAGUACUUAUUGGUAUUUUAGGUAUUGAAUCAAUUGGGAAAUGAUAAAAAUACACAAAAAAUGUUUGUGUAAAUUUGUUAUUUGAAUUAUGCCAGAAGUAUGUAACAUAAGGGUACAUAAAUGUAAAAGAUAUAUUUAAUAUUUUCUUUUGGAAAAUUAAAAAAAAAGAAGAUUAUUCCAUCAAAACAAGAAUUCACAGCACUGGACCAUCAAUACAUGUUGUCAUGUAUCUCGUUUUGUUUAAGAAAAAAAAUCUUGUUAACGACUUAGUAACAAGAACUUCUUUUGAUGUCUGUAUUAAAGUUACCAGUCUUGUUAUCUAUUGUAAAUACAUAGACCAUAAACAAAAUGUGCAAUUUGCCUCAUGAAUUAAAGGAUUUAACAUCGUUAUAUUCUGUUCUUAUAUUUUAAAUGUUAUUAAAAUCAAUAUUAUCAUUUGAAAGCAA